Messenger RNA from Effrenium voratum, 1731 nucleotides. The record is from the annotation of a GenBank genome assembly. Lineage: Eukaryota; Dinophyceae; Suessiales; Symbiodiniaceae.
AGCUUCCUUCCAACUCAACUCGAUCCCGUUUCGAUCGAUUGGGCAAAUCGAGCGCGAUGGCCGAUGGCGACGACGACCUUUGGGACACUCUCAACUUGCAGCCCGGGGCCUCUGUGGACGAGGUGGGCCGUGCCUUCCGGGAACUGUCCAAGGUGUACCACCCGGACAAGAACUCGGCCACCGGAGGCGAGGCUGCCUUUCGAAGGGUGCACCGGGCCUAUCAGGUCCUCAGCAACGAGACGUAUCGCGGCUUCUACGAGAAGUAUGGCUUGCCCGGAGUCCGUUUGGCCGAGAUGGCCUCAGACGACGGGGCGGAAGGACAAGUGGCGCUCAACGACGAUCGGGUCAAGGACCUGGAAUCCCGUGUGCGGCGCCUGGUCCGCAAGCACGAGGAGCUCAGAGCACAGCGGCUCCUGGGCCUCAACGGCUCUUUCCUGCUGUCCUCGGCAGCCACGCCGGCCACACCAGCCUCAAUCUUCAACCGCCGUUUUCGCUUGCACUACUCCGCCCUCUCCUAUGCGGUCCAAGUGCAACUUUCCGAGCGGUUCAAGGUGUCCAUCGGCUGUGCGUCGCACGUGCAGUCCAGCAGCGGCUCGGGAGCCGCGAAGCUGAUGCUGGCGGCCAACACCAGCGUGGUGCCGGGGACAAAUGUGCGCACCAUGCUGAAUGUCACAGGCUCCUCGCCUGAAGCGGAGCUGUCAGUGCUGCGAUCCCUUUCGCCCAACUGCACCGUCCAGCAGAAGCUGGGCUUCUCCCGCGACGGCCGCCACUUCUCCCUGCAGCUCAGCCCUUGGCUCUCCCGUACUUUGCGAGGAGGCCUCACUUGGAACUUCUCGGGCGAUCCGAGCUUGAGCUUCUUCUUGAAUAAGACGAGCCUCUCCUGCGGGCACAGCGUUCGCUUCUUCACGGACCUGCAGCCCGGGGUCGGCGAAGUCGGCUUUAGAUUCAAGUACAAGCCGGUGAAAGGCUUCUCCUUGAAGCUGUCGCCCACAGUGGCGCGGCAGGGCCCGGGCUUGCAGAUGACUUGCAGCAAGGCGAGCAGGGACGGCUUGACCAAGCUGCACUGGGCCCUGAAUGUGCGACUACGAGGAUUAGGGCUGCGGCUCACCAUCUGCAGGUGUGGCCUGCGCUUCGUGCUCCCGCUGGAGAUUUGGGCGGAGUCGGAUGGCCCUCUGCCGGCCUCAGAGCUGGCCAUGGCGGCGACCCUUUGGGCGGCAGCGCCCUUUGUGAUUUCGCUGCUUCGACAAGGCUGGCUCUUCUUAUCCAACCUCAACAGCGAUCAGGGCUCAGAUAGCUCUGCCAAAGACGCGAAGGACGACCUGGCUGUACAGCAGGAGGCCGCCGGGCAGCGCGCCCUGCUGGCGGAGGAGGCCGCGCGCAGGCGCAAGGAGGAGGAGGCGGUCAAUGGCCUGAUGAUCCUUUCCGCGACCUAUGGCGCUGCGAUCCAAACUCCGGCAGAGGCGCUCGGAAGGCGAUCCGACGGGGUCGGCAAGCGCGUGGACGUGACGCCCUGCUUGAUGGCGCGGGUGAAAAACUCCUCGCUGCAGCUCAGCGAUGCCCCCAAGUCGCGGCUACUCGGGUUUGGGCCCACAGAGGCUGGAGAUGCUGCCGUGCUGGAGAUUCACUACCAGUUCGGAGGUCGGAGUUACACCCAGAGCUUCGGGGAGCAUGAAGUGGUGAUGCUGCCGUAGUGCGGCAUAGCCCUCGUUCAUACCCCUUGGCUUCUCUGGU